Molecule: messenger RNA, 3761 nt
Organism: Jatropha curcas
Lineage: Eukaryota; Viridiplantae; Streptophyta; Magnoliopsida; Malpighiales; Euphorbiaceae
Gene: BRL2
Product: BRI1-like 2
Biological process (GO): protein phosphorylation
Molecular function (GO): ATP binding; receptor serine/threonine kinase binding; protein kinase activity
Source: RefSeq, a predicted model, not a curated record
CUUUUGCAAAAGUUUUCCUUCUCUCUUAGUAAUAUUUGCAACAACAAAUUCUCAUCAUAUUCACCACUUUCUCUCUUUCUCUCUCACUCUUUUCCUCUGUACAAUUCUCUACACUGCACCUUUUCUGGCUUCUAUUUCUCUAUCUCAAUUCUCGAGUUCUUGGAAUCUUGUUUCUUCAAUGGAGAUCAUCAACCCAAUUCAGCUUUUCCAUCAUCUUCUACUCUUUAUUGCAGCGUUCGCUUCAGUUUCCAUAGCGGAGCAAGGCGUUGGUGCCUCCAUUAAAACAGAUGCUGCAGGACUUCUUAUGUUCAAGAAAAUGAUAGAGAAAGACCCAAAUGGAGCUCUGUCAGGUUGGCAACUUAAUAAUAGGAGCCCAUGUGCCUGGUAUGGAGUUUCUUGCUCACUUGGCAGAGUGACUCAGCUUGAUCUUACUAAGAAAAAUCUUGCUGGGAUUAUAUCUUUUGAUCCUUUAGCUUCUCUUGAUAUGUUAUCUUCUUUGAAAUUAUCUUUCAAUUCAUUUAUUGUAAAUUCAACUUCUUUGCUUAAUCUUCCAUCUGCACUGCAAAAUCUUGAAUUAUCUUCUGCUGUGCUUGUAGGUGGGAUUCCUGAGAAAUUAUUUUCCAAGAAUCCAAAUCUUGUUUUUGUAAAUCUUUCUCAUAAUAAUUUGACAGGUUCUUUACCUGAUGAUCUUUUCACCAAUUCCGAUAAAUUACAAGCCCUUGAUCUUUCUUAUAACAACUUCACAGGCUCAAUUCCUUUUAAAAUUGAAAAUUCUUGCAACUCUUUGUUGCAACUUGAUCUAUCAGGAAAUCAUUUAAUAAAUUCAAUUCCUGCUUCUCUCUCAAACUGCACAAGUCUCAAGAAUUUGAAUCUUUCUUUCAAUAUGCUUACGGGGGAGAUUCCAAGAUCUUUUGGUGAACUUACUAAUUUACAAAUACUGGAUCUUUCUCAUAAUCAUCUUACAGGUUGGAUUCCGAAUGAGUUAGGAAAUGCUUGUAGUUCACUUGUUGAGCUUAAGCUUUCUUUUAACAACAUUUCAGGAUCCAUUCCUGGCUCUUUAUCUUCUUGUUCUUGGCUACAGCUUCUUGAUUUGUCCAACAACAAUAUUUCAGGUCUUUUUCCAGAUUCUAUCCUUCAAAAUCUCAGUUCAUUGGAAAGAUUGUUGUUAAGUUACAAUCUGAUAUCUGGAUCCUUUCCUGCUUCCAUUUCAUAUUGUAAAAAUUUAAGAAUUGUGGAUCUCAGUUCAAAUAAAUUUUCUGGUGUUAUCCCACCUGACAUAUGUCCAGGUGCAGCUUCUCUUGAGGAGCUAAGAAUGCCAGAUAAUUUAAUCAUUGGAGAAAUUCCUGCCCAAUUAUCACAAUGUUCGAAUCUAAAGACUCUUGAUUUUAGUAUAAAUUAUCUAAAUGGGUCAAUCCCCCCUGAGCUUGGUAAGCUUGAGAAUCUUGAGCAGCUCAUAGCCUGGUUUAAUGGGUUGGAAGGGAAAAUUCCAGCAGAAUUAGGGAAUUGCAGGAACCUGAAAGAUCUAAUUCUGAAUAAUAAUCACCUUACUGGUGAAAUUCCAGUUGAGUUAUUCAGUUGCAGCAAUCUUGAAUGGAUAUCUCUUACAAGCAAUCAAAUCUCAGGCAAAAUCCCAAGCGAAUUUGGCCUUUUGUCAAGAUUAGCUGUUUUGCAACUUGCAAAUAACAGCUUGAGUGGAGAAAUACCAAUAGAGCUUGGAAAUUGCAGCAGCUUGGUUUGGCUGGACCUUGGAAGCAAUAAACUUACAGGAGAAAUCCCACCUCGACUUGGCCGUCAGCUUGGAGCAAAAGCAUUAGGUGGAAUCCCAUCUGGAAAUACUUUAGUGUUUGUAAGAAAUGUUGGGAAUUCCUGUCAAGGUGUGGGAGGUUUAUUGGAAUUUGCAGGUAUUAGACCUGAAAGAUUGUUGCAGGUACCAACACUGAAGACUUGUGAUUUUACAAGAUUGUAUUCAGGACCAGUCCUUAGCCUUUUUACACAAUAUCAAACUUUGGAGUACCUUGAUCUUUCUUACAAUCAGCUUCGAGGGAAGAUUCCAGAUGAAAUGGGAGAUAUGAUGGCUUUACAAGUUCUUGUAUUAUCUCAUAAUCAGUUAGCAGGAGAAAUUCCCGCAUCACUUGGUCAGCUAAAGAAUUUGGGUGUGUUUGAUGCAUCACAUAACAGAUUACAAGGCCAAAUUCCUGAUUCAUUUUCAAACCUGUCUUUCUUGGUUCAAAUUGAUCUUUCUUAUAAUGAAUUAACAGGAGAAAUUCCACAAAGAGGGCAACUUAGUACACUCCCAGCGACACAAUAUUCACAUAAUCCUGGAUUAUGUGGAGUUCCAUUGUCUGAAUGUCAUGGUGGAAAUGGUCAAGCAACAACUAGUCCAACUGUGGAUGGUAGCAGAACCGACAGGAAAACUUCAGCUGCAUCAUGGGCUAAUAGUAUUGUUUUAGGGAUUCUCAUUUCAGUUGCUUCUCUAUGUAUUCUGAUUGUAUGGGCAGUAGCAAUGCGUGUAAGGCAUAAGGAAGCAGAGGAAGUGAAAAUGCUUAAUAGCCUGCAAGCGUCUCAUGCAGCCACAACAUGGAAGAUUGACAAAGAGAAAGAGCCUUUAAGCAUCAAUGUAGCUACUUUUCAAAGGCAACUAAGGAAACUAAAAUUCUCUCAACUAAUUGAAGCUACGAAUGGAUUCUCUGCGGAAAGUCUUAUAGGUUGUGGUGGGUUUGGUGAAGUGUUCAAGGCCACAUUGAAGGAUGGAUCAAGUGUUGCUAUUAAAAAGCUGAUAAGAUUGAGCUGUCAAGGAGAUCGCGAAUUCAUGGCUGAAAUGGAAACACUAGGGAAGAUAAAGCAUAGAAAUCUUGUACCUUUAUUGGGUUAUUGCAAAAUUGGUGAGGAAAGACUUCUUGUGUAUGAAUUCAUGGAGUAUGGAAGCCUUGAAGAAAUGCUUCAUGGAAGAGUAAGGAGUCGAGACAGGCGAAUUCUAACAUGGGAUGAAAGGAAAAAGAUUGCCAGAGGUGCAGCUAAAGGACUUUGUUUCUUACAUCAUAAUUGCAUACCACAUAUUAUACAUAGAGACAUGAAGUCAAGCAAUGUACUUUUAGACCAUGAAAUGGAAGCAAGAGUUUCCGAUUUUGGAAUGGCAAGACUUAUAAGUGCAUUAGACACUCAUCUUAGUGUAAGCACACUUGCUGGCACACCUGGCUAUGUACCUCCUGAGUACUACCAAAGCUUCAGAUGCACCGCAAAAGGCGAUGUAUAUUCUUUCGGAGUUGUACUGCUCGAACUCCUGACAGGAAAACGCCCAACUGAUAAAGAUGAUUUUGGUGAUACAAAUUUGGUAGGGUGGGUUAAACUCAAAGUAAGAGAAGGGAAACAAAUGGAAGUCAUAGAUCAAGAAUUGCUCUCUGUCACUAAAGGAACUGAUGAAGCUGAAGCAGCAGAAGUUAAAGAAAUGGUUAGGUACUUGGAGAUUUCAUUGCAGUGUGUUGAUGAUUUUCCCUCCAAGAGGCCUAACAUGUUGCAAGUUGUGGCUAUGUUAAGAGAAUUAAUGCCUGGAUCAGCUAAGGGAAGCAGCAACAGUGCUUGAAAUUAAUGAUUAGUGUAAGAUGAUAGUUUAAUUAAGCUUUUUCAAGAUUUUUAAUUAUAUUGAGCUUUUCAGAGUUCUUCUUCUGUAUCUAAUGUUUUCAAUUUUUGCUUUGUUCAUUACUUCCUAACAGUAAAUCAUGAGCAUGUUUAAUUAAUUAAUUAAUUAUCCCCUUUUCUUUAAA